CGCUGAAGAGGUUAUGUCACAAUCGCGAGUCACGGCCGGCACUUCUUUAAUCUGAGUGGUGGGCCGAUGAGCAGCGCAGUGUCAGGGCUUCAUCCGACACGCUCUUAAGGAUGGGGACGCUCCUCUGGACCACCUUCUGCUGGGCUGCACUGCAAGGUCUUCUAAAGGGAGGACUUUGCAAGCAGCCCUUCUCCGUUCCUGACUCGGUGGCCGCUCUUGAAGGUUCCUGCGUGGUCAUUCCUUGUACGUUUUAUGUCCCCUCUGGCCAGAAAGCUCGUGUGGAGGUGGCUUGGUUUGCAGAAGUACAGAAGAGAAAAUUUUUUGUGAAAUCUUCAACCUACAAAGUCUAUGACAGUCUGGAUGUGAGCAGUGUACAUUCCAAUUUCAGAGAGCGGGCCACUCUGGUAGGAAACCUCACUGCUGGCAACUGCUCCCUGAUGAUCAAGAAGGUCAAGUCAGGCGAAAUAAACAAAAUGUAUCUGGUGGACAAGAAUGGGAACAGAAGUUCCACCAUCGCAUUUGAAACCAGAGGGCCUCUAGUCAAGCCCCUCAUCUCCCACCGUGGACCUGUGCGGGAAGGCCAGAGGGUUACAGUGAGCUGCAUGGUGGAGCACACCUGCCCUGGUCACCCGCCAGUCAUCGAGUGGAAACAAGUGACCGGUCGCGUCACUCAGGAGCACACGGAGUUGAGCAACGGGAACUGGACUAUGACAUCCUCGAUGACCUUCACUGCCUCGUACAAGGACACCAGCGUGGAGUGCCAGGUGACCUUUGAUGGAGAAGUGAAAGUCAUCGGAGUGCAGAAAAUAAACGUCACCUAUGCCCCAAAAAACAUCAAAAUUGAGGUCUCUCCUGAAAAUGUGAAAGAAGGUGACAAAGUAAAUGUGUUCUGCUCAGAUAACGCAAACCCUCCAAGUUUCCUACACACACUUCAUAUGGCACAGGGAAACAAGACCAUUACGUAUAGAAACAGCAGUGUGUCCCGCUUUGCCAACGUGUCCCGGGGCACACACUUCUACUGUACAGUGCAGAACAGCAUCGGGCAGACACGCUCUGAGCCCAAGGCCAUAAGCAUCCAAUACAAACCAGAAAUUUCCCCAGGGUCCAAAUGCCACGUGAUGUCUGGCAAAGUGGCGUGCCAAUGUGUGGUUGACUCCUAUCCAGUCGCCAGCCUCCACUGGGAUGUGCACGGCCGAAUACAGAACCAAACAUUUCAUUUUGGCAACUCCACCGCUGGGAAUGUGGUAACCGGAAGCCUGGAUGGCCCGUGGUCACCUGAGCUGAACGUCACCUGCGCUGCCACAAACCUGCACGGCACGGCGGUGAUGCAGAUGCUGUUUGUCCAUGAACAAACCGACACGUGGAAGGUUAUUCUAGCAGUGGCAGGGGUCCUCUCCUUCAUAUUCAUCGUCAUCAUCAUCAUCACAGUUACUGUUUGUUGCAAAAGACAGAAAAGAGCCAGUUACGUUGUCCACAAUCCCAUACCAUACCCCUUGUAUGACAACAACCUCUACCAGGACAGGGACCCUCUGUACAUGAACUGUGUGGAAGCCAACCCCGUGUACACCAACGGCCGCUUUGACACGCUCUACGAGAACUGCACACCGUGUUUUGUCCGCACCACACAGCAGAGACAAGCUUUCCGGAAGAACCGACAUCUGCGACAGCUGGCUGAGAUACGCAUUCUCCCCACCGAGUGUCCGGUGUAUUUAGAAAUCCUGCCUUAGUGGAUCUCUGGAGCUUCACCCAAGCAGCUGCUUUACUUCAUGCCACCCUACAAAGAGACAACGUGAUGCUGUACAUAAACUAGGACUGACGCAGGCGCCGUGUGUGACACACUCUGGGCUGCACUUCUGCACCGUGACGGCUCUUGUUGAGGAAGUGACGAGAGACGUGUGGAUUUUUAAAUGGACGGGUGGCCGAGUGGACACACUUAAGACUCAGAUGGGUGACACGUGUGCUUACAUCUACUGGGGUCUCCACCGGCUGGCUGUCAGAAGGCCAUGCGGCUCUCUAACGGUGGACUUCUGCAUACUUGGACAGGAUGUUCUCUGGAGUCGUUCUUCACAUUUGUUCAUUUUGUACUUUAAACGUCAACAGGAAGUUUGACUUAAAGUUCUGAAUUCUGAAUUGUUUUGGACGCCGCUUGUUUCUUGACUUUUAGUGUCAUUUACAAUUUUAAAAUGCAUCAAGGCCUCUGAGAUAAACUGCACUGUCAGAGCAGGACACAGACUGUGGCGAUGAGGAGGAGGAUACCAAAUCAGUGCCAGGUGAAGAAGGUCACUUUUAUGGUUCGGCAUUGUAUUG
Polypterus senegalus (gray bichir) is the source of this 2307-nucleotide messenger RNA. RefSeq names its product B-cell receptor CD22 (gene psg4). Bases 111 to 1727 code for a protein of 538 amino acids. The transcript has 8 exons. Lineage: Eukaryota; Metazoa; Chordata; Cladistia; Polypteriformes; Polypteridae. The record is from RefSeq and is a predicted model, not a curated record.